This is a messenger RNA of Helianthus annuus (common sunflower), 1726 nucleotides long. Its product is annotated as serine carboxypeptidase 1. The transcript has 8 exons. Lineage: Eukaryota; Viridiplantae; Streptophyta; Magnoliopsida; Asterales; Asteraceae. Gene Ontology annotation, molecular function: serine-type carboxypeptidase activity. The record is from RefSeq and is a predicted model, not a curated record. Gene Ontology annotation, cellular component: vacuole. Gene Ontology annotation, biological process: proteolysis. The coding region runs from base 60 to 1511 and encodes 483 amino acids.
AAAUGUAUAUAUAAAUGUAGCUGUAUCAUCUAAACAACAGGAUAACAUACCUAUAAUCAAUGAAGAUUGCAUUUCACUUGUGUCUUCAUUUCAGUCUACUUGUUUUCGUGUCUUGCUACGGCAGUGAUGGAUAUGACCCUCUUCAAACUGCUUUAAAGAUCCAACGUUCUAGAAGAUCAGUAUUGAAUCAUUUAGGUAAUGAAGAUCACUUAGCCGAGCAUUCAAACUCACCAGUCUACAUGGGCCCACAAGAUGGGUUGAAGGAUCUCAACAAGAUAUCCAAUUUGCCAGGUCAGCCAGCCGGAACAGACUUUGACCAGUACUCAGGGUAUGUGACCGUUGACCCGAACCAUGGGAGAGCAUUGUUUUACUAUCUUGCAGAAUCACCUGUCAACUCUUCCAUUAAUCCACUUGUACUCUGGCUCAAUGGAGGGCCGGGCUGCUCUUCGUUUGGAAACGGGGCCAUGAAGGAACUUGGACCUUUUCGAGUUAAUCCUGAUAAUACAACACUGUCACGGAAUAAAUAUGCAUGGAACAACGUUGCAAAUGUCCUUUUCUUGGAAUCCCCGGCUGGAGUUGGAUUUUCUUACUCCAACACGUCUUCCGAUUAUAUAACCAACGACGUACAAACCGCAAAAGAUUCGUAUACGUUUUUAGUUAACUGGUUAGAAAGAUUCCCAGAAUACAAAUCUAGAGAUUUUUACAUCACGGGAGAAAGCUAUGCAGGGCAUUAUAUACCUCAACUUGCACAGUUAAUUCUUCAAAACGACAAGAUCACCAAUCAAACUGUCAUCAAUCUUAAAGGAAUUGCUCUCGGAAAUGCAUAUGUUGAUGAGGAAACGGAAAUGACAGGAAUGUUUGAUUAUUUGUGGACACACGCGAUCAUUUCUGAUGAAAUCCACGAAGGAAUCAUUUCCAACUGCAACUUUUCCGAGGGUGCAACCAUAACAGAUGCAUGUAACGACUAUCAAAAUCAGGCAUACGUUACUAUGAGCAACAUCUUUUCAUAUGACAUCUAUACCCCUUUAUGCUCACCAUUCAGCAAUAGCACCCCAUCGAUAUCAGGAUUCGAUCCAUGCACUGACAGUUAUAUUCUAGGAUACCUGAACACUCCUGUCGUGCAACAGUCGCUUCACGCAAAACCGGUUCAAUGGGAAUCUUGCAAUGACUUCAUCUUUUUAAACUGGAAGGACAUGCCUUUUACAGUGUUGCCUGUGAUUCAGGAUCUAAUGGCCCGUGGAAUCCGGGUUUGGAUCUACAGUGGAGAUACAGAUGGGAAUGUACCAGUGACAACAAGUAGGUAUUCUAUACACAAACUAAAAACGUCAGUGAGGACACCAUGGUACCCAUGGGUGUACAAGGGAGAGGUUGGUGGAUAUGUUGUGGGAUAUGAAAAUCUAACAUUUGUGACGGUAAGAGGAGCUGGACAUUUCGUUCCAAGCUACCAACCAGGGCGUGCUCUAGCAGUCUUCACUUCCUUCUUGGAGGGAAAGCUUCCUACCAAUCGCUAACUAAAACUUUAAGACUAGCAUGUUUAGAUUGAUCCUCAAACAUGGGUCCAAGUUAUAACUUUUGUUGUGUUGUUUUCGUCUUCUAGUUGGUAUCCAUGUUACAUGUGCAACAAUUACAAUAUGCCAUGAAAAGAUUGACGUAAGUUGGUAACCAGAAGGUCAUUUGAAUUCUUAGGCAUACCAACAAGUAAAUGGUAGUAUAAAAUUUGGAUCUA